UUUAAAGCUCCACGCGGGGCAGCGCGUGUUUCCUGCGUGACAGCGGCUCGACAGAGCAUGAGUACGCAGUUAGAGAGCUCGCCGUGCUGCCCGACGCAGCAGCCUAGCAGUUGGUCUGUUCCCCUAUGGCCCAGUCUUGCCGAGUUGCCACUGGAUGCUCUGACCAACCAGAGCUCGCCCCACCUCUGUGUCCCAGAGCCAUGGCUUCUUCCAGGUUGCAGCUCCAUGUAUGAAAGCUUGGUUAGUAACUCAGGAUCAAGUUUAUCCCUUCAUGAUCUGACCAUUGAGGAUGAACAUGGUGCUUUCGCAGAGAAGCCUUGCAGAUCAUCAAUUCUGGAACGUUGUAUCCUGAGGGUGUCUACCUCCAGUGUGGCUGUGGGGACAGAGGACGUGGAUGGGUUACGAAGACCCCGGUCUGAGAUGCGGUGCGCUCGGCCUUUGGAGCCCUCCUGGUGUGAGACCAACGAGUCUGUCCUGAAGCGCAGGCAGAAGCAGAUCCAGUAUGGGAAGAACACUUGUGGCUACCAGAACUACUUGCAGCAGGUCCCCAAACAUUUGCGUAUUCCUGGACUUCACCCCCGUACCCCCAACAUGUACCGAAAGUACAGCCGACGCUCCUGGGACAUGCAGGUUCGGCUUUGGAGGAGGGCUCUGCAUGCCUGGGAUCCACCUUCCCGCAGCACCCAUCCCUCUGUAGAACCCCGGAGAGACAUGGAGAGACGAGAUGUGGUGGACCAAAUACAAGGGCUACUGGAGAAGAUGAGUACAGAGCUGCAUGGAAUGCCACAAGGAGGAGGACUGGUGUUAGAUGGUAGGAGCUCUUCAGCUCCAUUCACUUCAACUCCCCAGGUUCCUCUGGACAGUUCUUGUAUUUCAGAUCAGGAUAACGCCAAAGCAUUGCCGAUGCCACUCUCUCAGCCCAGCUCUACAUACUCUUUCCGCACAGAGCUUACGGACGACGAGAAUGUGGUUGAAUGGUUGCGUUUCCUGCUUGAGACGGAUCAAAACCAGGGUUAUCGGGCAGAACGGCCUGGACACAAUGGCCCGCUACCAUGGAGCCUGUAGUGGAGACUGCAAGUCAAGAUGCAGUGGUUCCUAAGUAUUAGGACAUGGUGUAAAGACACUAACUAUGAAGAUGUUCUGCUUUGCAGUUUACAUGCACAUAUAUGUGCACACAAGUCUUUGGCCUUCAAUAUGCACUGCAAGUUUUUUGGGUCUUUCAUUGGCUCAAAUUUUGGCUGUCACACUGCUUUGAAAGGUUCUGCCUUGACACAGGUGAUGUUCUGAACCACAGAAAUGCUCACUUCAUUUUUGCACAAGCCUAUUUUAAUUGAGCUGCAUCUCACCAUAGUCCAGUCCAACUAAGCACAUUUCAUUCCACAGGUCUAUAUUACUAAGCCUCUGAUGGGUGAAUGGAGGAAAUUUUUUUGUAUAUUUUCUACUUUACUAAUAUGAAAUGUAAAAUAAAUGUUCC
Scleropages formosus (Asian bonytongue) is the source of this 1474-nucleotide messenger RNA. Its product is annotated as oocyte-specific histone RNA stem-loop-binding protein 2-like. Gene Ontology annotation, cellular component: cytoplasm; histone pre-mRNA 3'end processing complex. Gene Ontology annotation, molecular function: histone pre-mRNA stem-loop binding; mRNA binding. Gene Ontology annotation, biological process: mRNA transport; mRNA 3'-end processing by stem-loop binding and cleavage. The record is from RefSeq and is a predicted model, not a curated record. The transcript is spliced from 8 exons. Bases 58 to 1065 code for a protein of 335 amino acids. NCBI's taxonomy places the organism in Eukaryota, Metazoa, Chordata, Actinopteri, Osteoglossiformes, Osteoglossidae.